CCCGCCCCGUCGCCUUCUACCCGCCGCGGGGCCGCGCCGCUGGAGAGCGGUUGCCGGUGCGGGGUUGAGCGGAGCGGGGUCUUGGCAGCGGCUGGGACGCGUGUGCCCGCGGGUCAUGGACGGACGGGCGGUGCUGAUCCACGCACUGCUGGCGGCAGUGUGUGCGGCGGCGGCGGGCGGGCUGGAUCGGGACGAGCUGCACAACGAGGUCCUGCACAAGGGCGGCGGCGGGGCGCCGGUCCCGGCCACGGCCCCGCUGCUCGGCGGCAGCCAGGAGAAGGAGAGCGGCGGAGCGGCGUCGGGGGACGACCUCAGCGAGCUGCCGAGAGUUGCUUUCCUGUCAAAGCCUCAAGGCUUGGUUACUCCCAAGAAGAAAGGGAACGGGAAUAAAAGAAGAAAAGGCAAAGGCCUGGGGAAGAAGAGAGACCCGUGCCUGCGGAAGUACAAGGAUUUCUGUAUUCACGGCGAAUGCAAAUACAUCCGAGAGCUGGGAGCUCCCUCCUGCAUAUGCCAGCCAGGAUAUCAUGGAGAGAGAUGCCACGGUCUCUCCCUGCCUGUGGAGCAUCCCCCCAGCGCAUACGACCAUACCACGGCACUGGCUGUCGUUGCUGUCAUCCUGUCCUCCCUGUGUCUCAUCAUCAUCGCAGCCCUGCUGAUGCUCAGGUGUCACAAGAGGGGUGUCUACGAUGUAGAAAAUGAAGAGAAAAUCAAGCUGGGCAUCACUGUGAAUCACUGAAGAUGCCGAGUGCUGGUGAGGGCUUGGCACUAGCACACUUCUACCUCCUGGAAGAGGCGAGAGCCGUGGAGCCAGCACUGUCUCUGGGAGCCCACAGUGGCAGGAACUUGCUGGAGCAGGAGGACAGAACCAGCCUGGCGCUGGUCGGGCAGCGGCAUCACUGCAGGGAACUUCAUGGCCAUCUCCGGGAUGGAGGAGCCUCAGAAGAGGCUCUUCAACAGCUCUCUGUCCACUGCGGUGCAUGCCGAGGAACAAACUGUGAUAGGCGAGGAGACCGGGCUCGGGGCUUUCUUAGGCGCAGGAGGGGUGGGAGGGUAACAGCUAUUUAACAAGAUAUUUUUCAUUUUAAAUUAUAUAUUUAUUUUAGAUAAACUGUACAUAGUAUUUAUAUUUAUUGCAGGUCUGGCUCUGCAUCCUUCACGUUAAGUCAAGAUGACAGGGUCAGACCUCCCUUAUUUUUUAAGUGCAAUGUCAUAUUCUAAUAAAUAACACUUUGUUACAAA
Columba livia (rock pigeon) is the source of this 1239-nucleotide messenger RNA. It is a transcript of the gene HBEGF, whose product is annotated as heparin binding EGF like growth factor. Lineage: Eukaryota; Metazoa; Chordata; Aves; Columbiformes; Columbidae. The coding region runs from base 116 to 736 and encodes 206 amino acids. Gene Ontology annotation, molecular function: heparin binding; epidermal growth factor receptor binding; growth factor activity. Gene Ontology annotation, cellular component: plasma membrane. The record is from RefSeq and is a predicted model, not a curated record. Gene Ontology annotation, biological process: positive regulation of cell population proliferation; epidermal growth factor receptor signaling pathway. The transcript has 6 exons.